Molecule: messenger RNA, 807 nt
Organism: Closterium sp. Naga37s-1
Lineage: Eukaryota; Viridiplantae; Streptophyta; Zygnematophyceae; Desmidiales; Closteriaceae
Source: the annotation of a GenBank genome assembly
AUGCAUAUCGUGGAGCGACCAUACGCCGCGAGGCUGAAUAGCCCCGCCGGUGUGGGAGCGGGUCCGCGUGACGCCGCGAUUCACGGCGGAUCGCCUCAGAGAUUGCACUUCGAAACGAAUCCCGAGCUCUGCGAUCUCGACGAUCCCUCCUACUACAUGUCGCUUGACCACCAGCCCGACCGGCAGAUUCUCGUGCAGACGUCCAGAAUAGGGGCAGGAGUGCCCGUAGUCGAGAAGGUACGGUGGUUGGACCAGCAGUUGUCGCACCUGCAGUGUCCGUACCCGAUACAGCAUAUCGAGUUCACCUAUUCCGGGGAUGCAGUCGUUCAGUUUAUCUCGGAGGCCGCCAAACUGAAAGCGCUGACGCGCUGCGGGUCAUUGCGGUGGAGGAGCGUGGAGAUCGCCAGCUGGCCGUGCGCGGAGGAGGACGUUCGGGCGCUGUCGUGGGUCGGAAUCACUGGCGCGCUUCCGGAGAUCUUUCCUCUCGUGCGACAGGCGCUGCAGCAAUACGGCGAAGUGAAGGGGGAGUGUCCUCCUCCACCCAACAACCACCUUCUGUUGGCGCAACAGCAGAGGAGGUUCCCAAUGCUCAAGUAUUAUUUCGUCCCUAACGGGAAGAAGAGGCUUCCGCCUUCCAUCCAGAUUGUCAGGCCAGACCGGCCAAAGGCGUACCCACCAUGCACAGUCCAGCUUUUCACCCCGUUUGGACCUCUUUCGCCAACCUGUUCUGAUUUUGGCAAGGCACACUCUUUGUAUGGUUGUCCAACAUGCUACUUCAGUAGCACUCAAACCCACUUCGGUGCUUAA